AUUAUUGUUCUAUGAUGGUUAACCUGUUUCAAAUUUCUUUUGGUGUUAGCACGUUGUCGUGGAAAGUGGGUUCUGGUUCAGCGCUGAUCAAAUUAAUAGAUAAAUUUGAUUAUCUCGACCAGAAAGCCAAGAUUUGAGAAUAAAAAUGGCUACCACGAAAGAAGUGAAUCCAGAAAAACCCGGUCAGGAAGUUGCCCCAAUUCAUCACAUCAGAAUAACUCUGACAUCUCGCAAUGUUAGGUCAUUGGAGAAGGUAUGUUCAGAUCUCAUUGAUGCGGCUAAAAAACAAAAAUUGAGAGUGAAGGGGCCAGUUCGCAUGCCAACAAAGGUGCUUCGUAUCACAACUCGUAAAACACCAUGUGGUGAAGGAUCCAAGACUUGGGACCGAUUUCAGAUGAGAAUUCACAAGAGAGUUAUUGACUUGCAUUCUCCAUCAGAAAUUGUUAAGCAGAUAACCUCAAUCAACAUUGAACCUGGUGUGGAAGUAGAGGUUACCAUUGCCGAUGCCUAAUUUUAUUUUUCUAUUUUUAAGAAAAUAAAGUUUACAGAAUGACAAA
This is a messenger RNA of Cylas formicarius (sweet potato weevil), 557 nucleotides long. RefSeq names its product small ribosomal subunit protein uS10 (gene RpS20). Gene Ontology annotation, cellular component: cytosolic small ribosomal subunit; ribosome. Gene Ontology annotation, biological process: translation. Gene Ontology annotation, molecular function: structural constituent of ribosome. Lineage: Eukaryota; Metazoa; Arthropoda; Insecta; Coleoptera; Brentidae. The transcript is spliced from 2 exons. The coding region runs from base 146 to 511 and encodes 121 amino acids. The record is from RefSeq and is a predicted model, not a curated record.